Messenger RNA from Rhizoctonia solani, 957 nucleotides. Its product is annotated as dihydrodipicolinate synthetase family protein. Gene Ontology annotation, molecular function: 4-hydroxy-tetrahydrodipicolinate synthase activity. The record is from RefSeq and is a predicted model, not a curated record. Lineage: Eukaryota; Fungi; Basidiomycota; Agaricomycetes; Cantharellales; Ceratobasidiaceae. The coding region runs from base 1 to 957 and encodes 318 amino acids. The transcript has 5 exons.
AUGUCCACUGUCCCACCGCCAGGAAUAUACGUCCCAGCCGUUCUCUUCUUUGACGACAAUGAAGAACUCGAUUUCACUUCCAUAAAAUCCCACAUUCUCAGGCUUGCACAAGGAGGAGUAACCGGAAUCCUCAUCCAAGGAUCAAACGGCGAGGCACAACACCUCUCUCACGCCGAACGAUCUCAAACGAUCCGAUUCGCGCGUCAAACCCUCGACGAAGCCGGAUACGAUGGUCGAUCAGAGUCAGAGGGGAAGAAACGAGUCGUGAUCAUGGCCGGUACAGGUGCACUUUCGACCAGAGAGACGAAAGAGCUGUGUAAAGAGGCGGCCGAGGCAGGUGCUGAGUUUGUCCUGGUCUUGACACCCGGUGUAUGGCCAGGGAUGAUGACCAAGGAUGCGAUUUUGAAGUUUCACCGGGAUGUUGCGGAUGCGUCCCCGGUUCCAAUGUUGAUAUAUAACUUCCCGGUCGUAACUGCCGGCAUAGAUCUCGACUCGACCAUCCUUUCUGAGCUUGCGCAACAUCCCAACAUCGUAGGAACCAAGCUCUCCUGCGGACAGAUCAACAAAUUACACCGUCUUGCCAGUUUACAGCCCUCUACUUCUUUCGCGCCCUUUCCCGGCCGGGCAGACGUGCUUGUCCCAGCGCUUGUAUGCGGUGCACCAGGCGCGAUCGCUGCUCUUCCGAACAUCGCUCCAAAAGCCCAUGUGAGGGCUUAUGAACUCUUCAAAGAGGGAAAAUUGAAAGAGGCAAUGGAGAUCCAGGUUUUGUUGAGCCAUGCGGAUUGGGGAAUUAAUAAGAUUGGAGGUGUUUCGGGUGUCAAGAGCUUUGUUAGCAAGUAUUUCGGAUAUGGAAAUAACCGUCCCCGAGGGCCGCUGUUGGCUGUUGAUAUGGCCAGGACGGAGAGCGUAGAAGGGGAGUGGAUACGCAAAUUGAUCGAGUUUGAGAAGAAGUUGUGA